GGAGCGCAGUGGGUCAGAAGAAGGCGUCUCUUCAAGUAAAAGUAGGGGGGGGGAAACAGCACCGUUUCUGACACUCACUUAGAAACACUUCUCUUUCCAGUUGAUGAAGCGAGAAAGUUCACGAAAUGACGACCACCGUGGAGAAAUCUAAAAACUUUUGCAUUGACGCGCUACUGGCGCACGACGUGGAGCAGAGGAGCGACAGUGACGGCGCGUCCCCGGGGUUGUAUUACAGCUGCAGCCCGGUGUCAACCCACGGCUCAGAGACGCCCUCCCCUCAUCAGAACCAAAGCGACUCCUCUCAAGCCCCGCCGGGGGUUCUAUCCAAACCGCAGCUCUUCUGCUGGUCGCAGUCGGGCUUCAGUGCCUUGCACCAAGGUGGCCUCCUCGGAAUGCCCCCGGGCUCCAUGUAUCCUCUGGCGGCCCUGGGAGGCCACCACCAGGCUUACGUCUACCCCGGUUUCAUGCAGCUGGUCCAACCGUACCCGCCGCGGCUGAAAGGCGCCGUGACGACGCACCCGCUGGAGCCUUGGAUCAGAGCCGGGAUGAUGAUGCCCAGACUGGGGGAGUGUGGAGUACCAGCGCAGGAAGCUCUGUUUGGGAAGUGUCGCAGACCCAGGACAGCUUUCACCAGUCAGCAGCUACUGGAAUUAGAAAACCAAUUCAAGCUCAACAAGUACCUGUCCCGUCCCAAACGCUUCGAGGUGGCCACUUCACUCAUGCUGAGUGAGACUCAGGUCAAGAUCUGGUUCCAGAACAGACGUAUGAAGUGGAAGAGAAGUCGCAAAGUCAAGGACCAAGCAAUGCCACUGAGUGACAAAGAAAGAGCCGCAGCGGAUAUUGGCAGGGCCAAGCCUCAAAGCGAUUCACACAGCUCCGGCCUGGAGGACGAAGAGGAACUAGAAGGGGAUGAGGAGGAUGAAAGGGAGGAGAUUGACGUACUAAGGGCAGGCUCUUUAGGCUCCAUAGGCUACAUGGGGCAUGCUGGAGGAGGAACGGGGAACUACAGCUCUUACUCUGAGGAGGAACUGGAGGAGGGAGGCUCACAAACAAGAAGUGGGGGUUUUGCAUAGUUUUAAAGCUCAGCAUGCUUUUAUUGUAUAUUACUCUUGAGAAGACACUACAUAAUGCAUUCAGGUGCAAAAAUAAGGUCGCAUUAAGAGGAACAUUUAUUUUUCACAGCCCAUCAUGGUGCCAUAUCUGUACCUGGAGCACAGAUAACAUCAACCCGUAAUAAUGCCAUGUGAAUUCAAUGGCCUAAUGAUCAUCCAUCUGAGUCAUGACAUUAGACAUUACAUCAGCCAAUGAGACUGAAUUACUAUGGGUAUUUUGUGCAGGAUUUACUUUACUUUUACAUGAUUUAAACAGUUUGAACAUUCUGAACAUUUGUGUUUCUUUCCUGUCAUUUGCAAUUAAUAAUUAAUCUAAAAAUGUACGUGUACCUAAACUGUGUAAAUGAGGGUGAUGAUAGCACUUUCAUAGUAGUGGAUGAAGAGACAUCAAACAUUAAUUUGAGACUUGUGUUGUGAAGACGUUGUGUGAUGUCAGUGUUACAGUGGUUUCAGGUCUGUUACAAACGCUGGACAAAUAUUUAUUAUAUAUAUAUAUAAUAAAAUGUUUCUAUUACUAUAACAAGAUAAAUAAUAGAUCUUUGUUCACCGAAGUCACAUUUUGUGGCCUUAGGUUUGGCUCUAUCACAAUGAAAUGUUGUAUAAUAUUGAAACAUUUUUUUGUAUUAUCAUUUGGAAAAUAUGUGUCAUAUUUAGUUAAAGCCACACACUCACAAACACACACACUCAAAGACAUGGCUGCAUGUACUGUAUGUUUUUUUAAAUUUCUCAUAUGAAGUGUGUUAUGUUGUCAUUAUAUAAUUUAACAUGAUAGAAUUUAAUAUAUUUUACUGUGCAAGCAACACUUGUGUUAUUGUGGCAAUGAAUAUUUUGAAAAAUAAAGCUGCAUUCAUGUCCAGUCAGUCAAGAAAGUGUCAAGAAAGUGAAUGAAAAUCAAUGGGAUUAUUAUUUUGUCAUUUCUAGUAUAUAUAGUUGUAUCACACCUUUUUGAUAACUCGUCAAACCAUCGCGUGUCCUAAAUGUUA
Molecule: messenger RNA, 2095 nt
Organism: Pungitius pungitius (ninespine stickleback)
Lineage: Eukaryota; Metazoa; Chordata; Actinopteri; Perciformes; Gasterosteidae
Product: motor neuron and pancreas homeobox protein 1-like
Exons: 3
Coding region: 126-1073 (315 amino acids)
Biological process (GO): regulation of DNA-templated transcription; neuron projection morphogenesis; spinal cord motor neuron cell fate specification
Cellular component (GO): nucleus
Molecular function (GO): DNA-binding transcription factor activity, RNA polymerase II-specific; sequence-specific double-stranded DNA binding
Source: RefSeq, a predicted model, not a curated record